This is a messenger RNA of Selaginella moellendorffii, 767 nucleotides long. RefSeq names its product ras-related protein Rab-23. The record is from RefSeq and is a predicted model, not a curated record. Gene Ontology annotation, molecular function: GTPase activity; GTP binding. Lineage: Eukaryota; Viridiplantae; Streptophyta; Lycopodiopsida; Selaginellales; Selaginellaceae. The transcript is spliced from 7 exons. The coding region runs from base 1 to 753 and encodes 250 amino acids.
AUGUUCGCAAUGCAAGAGGAGGACUUCGAGAGGGAGGUGAAGGUGGUGGUUGUGGGCAACGGCGGCGUGGGAAAAACGAGCUUGAUCCGCCAGUUUUGUAGGGGGCACUGCCCCAUCGAGUACAAGAAGACCAUCGGCGUCGACUUCCUGGAGAAGAGCCAGUUCGUCAAGGCCUUGCAAGAACAAGUGAAGCUCAUGCUGUGGGACACGGCGGGGCAAGAGGUAUUCGAUUCCAUGACUCGCGCAUACUACCGAGGCGCCAGAGCUGCCGUCCUUUGCUUCUCCACGGACGACAGGCAAUCCUUUGAAUGCGUUAAGACAUGGAAGAAGAAGGUACACAAGCACGGAGGUAUUUACGGGCCUACACUCAGUUUCAUGCACCAGGUGGAGAGAGAAUGUGGAAAGAUUCCCAUGGCACUGGUGCAGAACAAGGUUGAUCUCUUGGACCAGACCGUCGUGAGCAGGCAAGAAGCUGAAGCCUUGGCCGAGCAGCUGGGACUCCGCUUCUACCGGAUUUGUGUCAAGCAAAACCUCUACGUGGCGGAUGUGUUUGAGUACCUUGCAGAGAUGAUACUGCAACGGCACGACGAUGCCCCAUUGCCAUCGACCACACCAGCAGGUGUUCUGCUGAGCGGCCACAAUGCGCAGCGGCAGCAGCCGAAAGAUUUCUACAAGCAUGUACACCAAAGGUUUCCCGAAUCUCGCAUAAUCCGUAGCAGCAACAAGGUGAUGAGGGACUGCACCAUUCUCUGACGUGACGGGGUGAC